Messenger RNA from Postia placenta MAD-698-R-SB12, 294 nucleotides. RefSeq lists its product as hypothetical. Lineage: Eukaryota; Fungi; Basidiomycota; Agaricomycetes; Polyporales; Adustoporiaceae. Gene Ontology annotation, biological process: P-body assembly; mRNA splicing, via spliceosome. Gene Ontology annotation, cellular component: precatalytic spliceosome; U4/U6 x U5 tri-snRNP complex; P-body. The transcript has 4 exons. Gene Ontology annotation, molecular function: RNA binding. The coding region runs from base 1 to 294 and encodes 97 amino acids. The record is from RefSeq and is a predicted model, not a curated record.
AUGGAUUCCGCGUCCUCAGGCAUCCAGGAGCCCUUCGAUCUCAUCAGGUUGUCUUUGAGCGAACGUGUGUUUGUCAAACUUAGAGGAGACAGAGAGCUCUCUGGUGUCUUGCAUGCGUACGAUGGCCACAUGAACUUAAUCCUAAGCGACGUUGAGGAGACUAUCGUGAUCGUAGACCAUGCAGAAGGUGCUCCAGAAGGACAGGGCACUGUCAACAUCGCGAAACGGAAAAUGGAAAUGCUCUUCGUAAGAGGCGACGGCGUGAUCCUGGUAUCACCUCCGUCGCGGACAUAA